Messenger RNA from Zygotorulaspora mrakii, 1605 nucleotides. RefSeq names its product adenylate cyclase-binding protein (gene SRV2). Gene Ontology annotation, molecular function: actin binding; adenylate cyclase binding. Gene Ontology annotation, cellular component: cytoplasm. NCBI's taxonomy places the organism in Eukaryota, Fungi, Ascomycota, Saccharomycetes, Saccharomycetales, Saccharomycetaceae. The transcript has a single exon. Gene Ontology annotation, biological process: regulation of adenylate cyclase activity; cytoskeleton organization. The record is from RefSeq and is a predicted model, not a curated record. Bases 1 to 1605 code for a protein of 534 amino acids.
AUGUCUGAAAAGUUCAGUAUGCAAAGCUAUAACCUAGUCAAGCUGUUGAAAAGACUGGAGGAUGCCACCGCCAGGUUGGAAGAUGUAACUAUUUAUCAAGAGGGAUACAUUGAGUCAAAGAUGGCAGGCACAACUCUAUCUCAUGAAGGGUCUUCGAACGACGUGAUGUCCUUAAAUGAACCUAAAGUUGCCUCCUCCUCUCCAUCCAAUUCGGCCUCAAGUUCAAAAUUGGAGGCAAUGUACGAAAAAGAACCUCAAAGCAUUGUUGAAUUUGAGAGGUUGAUAAAAACUAAUGUUGAACCUCUUGUUGAGCAAUCUGAAAAGAUUUCACCAGUUGUUUCGAAGGUCGUGAGACUCUUCAAAGAUGCAUACACGUAUCAGCUAGAAUUUCUAAAAGUGGCUAUUCAGUCCAAGAAGCCAGAUUUUAGCUCGAAGGAGUUUAGUGACGCAUUGGCACCUAUAAAUGAAAGUCUUCUGGGGAUAAAUGAUCUGAAGGAUAAUAAUCGCCAAAGCGAAUUCUUCCCUUUUUUAAAUGCCGUUGCAGAAGGUGCCCCUCUGUUCUCGUGGAUCGCAGAUCCCACGCCUGUUUCACUAAUAGCUAGUUUUAAGGAUGCAGCUCAAUUUUGGACCAAUAGAAUUUUGAAGCAAUUUAAAGAUGUCAAUCCAGAUGCGGUUGAAUGGGUGAAGGGUUUCCUUUCCGUUUUUGAUGAAACCAUAGUGUACGUUAAACAAUAUCAUACUACGGGUGUUUCUUGGAAAGAAGAAGGCUUGGAAUUUGCAGAAGCAGCUUCAAAAGCAAAGACAAAAGAUCAAGAAUCGCCAACUUCAGCGCCAGCUAUUUCUGCUGCUAGCAAUGCGAAUGCUGGUGGCCCACCACCACCACCUCCUCCUCCUCCAGCGGCUGUGUUCGAAGUGAAAGAUGACGCGAAGAAUUCUGCAACAAAAUCUGAGGGUCUUGAUGCAGUCUUCGCUGAGUUGAAUCAAGGUGAAAACAUCACUAAGGGUCUUAAGAAAAUCGAUAAAUCGCAACAGACACAUAAAAAUCCUGAAUUGCGAGCAUCAUCAGUUGUCUCACAAAAAGCCCCCCCACCAAAGCCUUUGAAGCCUUCGACUUUAAAAACAAAGAAGCCACCCAGAAAGGAAAUGCUUGGCAGUAAAUGGUUUGUUGAAAAUUAUGAAAACCAAACUGAGCCAAUCAUUAUCGAAGCUCAAAAGGACGAAUCGAUAUUCAUUGGAAACUGUUCAAACACUCUUGUUCAAAUAAAAGGUAAAGCGAAUGCAGUUUCAAUGAAUGAAUCCACCUCCACAAGCAUUGUCCUCGAUUCCAGUAUUUCUGGUAUUGAAGUGAUCAAAUGUGUAAAAUUCGGCAUUCAAGUUGAAAACAGCUUGCCUCAGGUUACACUUGACAAAUGUGACGGCGGUAAUAUCUAUCUUUCAAAAGAGUCAAUUGACGCAGAGCUUUAUACAUCAUGCUCUACCGCUAUCAAUGUGAAUUAUCCAGUUGGCGAAGAUGGAGAUUUUAUUGAGUUCCCAGUGCCUGAACAACUAAAACAUACUUUCUCUAAUGGCAAGUUGCAAAGCAGUGUAUUUGACCAUGCUGGUUGA